Molecule: messenger RNA, 774 nt
Organism: Candidozyma haemuli
Lineage: Eukaryota; Fungi; Ascomycota; Pichiomycetes; Serinales; Metschnikowiaceae
Exons: 1
Coding region: 1-774 (257 amino acids)
Source: RefSeq, a predicted model, not a curated record
AUGGUUUUAGCUAUUGUCACCGGUGCAGCCAAAGGUAUUGGGCGUUCUGCAGCUCUCCAAUUGAGCCAGGACGGUUUCGAAGUCGCUGUAAUCGACCUUCCAGAUAAAGAAAAAGAGGCCCAAAGCGUUGUGGCCGAGAUCAAGAAGGCUGGCGGCAACGCUGCUUUCUAUACUGCUGAUGUGAGCAAGAAAGCUCAGUUCGAGAAGGCUGUUCAAACUGCCAUUGCCCAGUUUGGCACUUUGGACGUUCUCGUCAAUAACGCCGGUAUCAGUAUCAUGGCGCCUAUUGAACUUAUCACUGAGGAAGACUUCCUGAACAUGUUCAACGUGAACAUUAUGAGUGUGGUUUAUGGUAUGCAGAUUGCCAUUGCUGAGUUCAAGAAGACCAAACAUAAGGGUAAGAUCAUCAAUGCUGCUUCUUCGUUAUCUCACCAGGGCAUGCCUACUGUUGGCGCUUAUGCUCUGUCCAAGGCUUGUAUCAAGAGCUUGACUCAAACUGCCGCUAAGGAAUUUGCCGAUUUGGGAAUUAUGGUCAACUGCUACUGCCCAGGACCUAUCAGAACCGACUUGUUCGAAGGUAUUGUGGAUAGGAGUGUUGAGUUGGGCAUUGCUACUGCCCAGGAGGUGGAAGACGUCCAGAGAAACGGUAUGCUUUUGAAGAAGUUCGGUACUACCGAGGAAAUUGCCGAUAUCAUCUCUUUCUUGGCCAGUCCAAGAAGAAAGUGGAUCACUGGCCAGAGCUACACUGCCGACGGUGGAUUGAACUUCACUUAA